Culex quinquefasciatus (southern house mosquito) is the source of this 1893-nucleotide messenger RNA. RefSeq names its product medium-chain acyl-CoA ligase ACSF2, mitochondrial. Gene Ontology annotation, biological process: fatty acid metabolic process. The transcript is spliced from 5 exons. Lineage: Eukaryota; Metazoa; Arthropoda; Insecta; Diptera; Culicidae. Gene Ontology annotation, molecular function: medium-chain fatty acid-CoA ligase activity. The record is from RefSeq and is a predicted model, not a curated record. Bases 136 to 1887 code for a protein of 583 amino acids.
ACGCCAAUCUAACCUGAUAGUUGUGUUGGCGGGCGCGAAGUGAACAGUCAACUGUCGUCCUGUGGUGCUGGAUUUAAGGGAGCGAUCUGGGGUUUUCACGUCGGCUACAGUUUGAAACUCGUGACAACGUUCAACAUGCCGGAAGAAAAAUUAUUCCCCAGCUCCAAAAAGCUGCGCCAUUCUGCGACCAGCCUGUGCGAGCAAAACCAGAGCUACAUCCAGUGCACCGACAGUAUUCCCCUGCUGUACCGAACGAUUGGCCAACAUUUGAAGCUUGCUGCGCAAAAAUUCCCCAACAAUGAGGCGCUCGUGUCCUGCCACGAGGGUCUCCGACUUACGUACUCGGCAGUGCUGGAAAAGGCAGAUCGACUGGCCGCAGCGUUCUAUCAGCUUGGCCUUGAAAAGGGUGAUCGCGUGGCCAUUUGGGCGCCCAACUGUUCGGCCUACUAUUUGGCCACGUUUGCGGUGGCACGUGCCGGGAUGAUUUCGGUGGGAGUCAAUCCGGCGUAUCAAGUUCCCGAGCUGGAGUAUGCACUUAAUAAAGUUGGUGUCAAAGCGCUGGUGAUGGCUGAGUCAUUCCGAACGAGAAAUUACUACAAUGUUCUUGAGGAACUCAUCCCAGAGCUUUCUGGUAGUGUCCCUGGAAAGUUGAAGUCCUCGAGGGUUCCCUCGUUGAAGACGGUUGUCAUUGACUGUGAAGAGCGAUCUUAUCCAGGAACCUUCUCCAUGUUCGAACUACUGGAGCUUCCGACGGAGCAGCAAAUCAAGAAUAUUGAGUCUAUGCAAACGCGUAUAUGUCCGGAUAGUGGGGCAUGUAUGCUGCUAACAUCCGGGACAACGGGUCAACCGAAAGUCGCUCUGUUGUCCCAUUUUGGAUUGGUCAACAAUGCAACUCAGGCCGCUCGCAGGAACGAGCUGGACACCAAGGAUCAUCGCGUUUGCGUUCACGUUCCUUUGUUCCAUGCGUUCGGGCUUGUGUUUGGUGUGUUCUCGACGCUGAACUACGGAUCAACGAUGGUUCUACCUAGUGCUGGAUUCAAGGGAAGUGACUCGCUAAAGGCGAUCAACAAAGAAAAGUGCACCGUAGUGUACGGAACUCCGACGAUGUUCGUCGACAUGCUCGCAGAGUCCCGCAAGGAUAACGUCGACUUGCACCCCAUGGAUCUUGCGAUCUUCGGGGCCGCGUCCUGUUCUCCGCAGCUGCUGCUAAAUGCCCAAAAUCAGCUGGGGAUUCGCCAGGUUCGAACCGGUUACGGCAUGACGGAGACUUCUUGUGCUACUUUUCUGUGCGAUCGUGGUGAUUCAACUGAGUCAUCGCUGGAGACGGUAGGUCGAAUCAUGGACCAGUGUGAGGCCAAGGUGGUCGAUCGUGAAGGAAACAUUGUACCUUUUGGAACUCCGGGUGAACUGUGGAUACGGGGCUACGGAACGAUGCUGGGAUUCUGGGGUGAUGAACGAAAAACGAAGGAAGUUCUCAGCAAUGACCGGUGGUUCCGGACGGGGGAUCAGUUUGUGCUUCAACCCGACGGAUACGGACAAAUAGUUGGAAGACUGAAGGAGAUGAUCAUUCGUGGUGGCGAGAACAUCUACCCGAAAGAGCUUGAGGAUGUUCUGAACACAAUCCCGGAGGUGCUCGAGACUCAUUGCAUUGGCGUUCCAGACGAUCGGCUUGGAGAGGAGGUGUGUGCUUACGUCCGAGUGGUCGAUUCCGUGGAGGGUCAGCAGUUUGAUAUGGACCGGUUGAAACGAUUUUGUAAAGAUAAGCUGGCACAUUACAAGAUCCCCAAGCAUUUGAGAGUGGUCGAGGAGUUACCGAAGACAACGACCGGAAAGGUACAGAAGUUUAGGUUGCUGGAAUUGUUUUUGAUGGAAAAUAAAGAAAAUUAAAAUGGA